AUGACCGAAUCGAACCAGAAGCGAAGGCGACGUGUUGCAAUUGUCGGGGGAGGUGCAGCUGGCAUGGCAUGUGCCGCCACGCUGGCAAAUCACCCUGACAAGUUUCACGUUACCCUUCUGGAGAAGCAUGAGGUUCUUGGCGGCCAGGCAAGCUCGAUUGACUUGGAUGAGCGACGAUACGGCGCUUCUUGGAUGAAUAACGGCGUCCAAGGAGGGUCACAGAUCUUCAAACAUACAUUUAGAUUCUUUGAACAGUAUGGAUACCCGCCUCACAAGGUACAGCUGCAGGUUGCUUUUGGAAAGGGGCAAGAUGGGUUCUGGACAAAUGUCUUCCCGAGUAUUCUUGUGCAAAAGUUUGCCUCUGAUAUCAAGCGGUUCGGGCUGUUCCUCAGAGUGGUUAAAUGGACUCUUCCAAUACUCGGACUCGUUCCUAUAUCCAUCAUGCUGCGCGUGUUCAUGUUCGACAAAGAAUUCGGCGACAAGAUGGUGUAUCCACUUAUUGCUCUCUUUCUAGGCACCGGAAAUCAGACCGCCAACGUUCCGUCAGGCAUUGUCGAACGUCUUUUCGACGACCCCAACAUGAAGCUGUGGGAUUAUGACAGCGCAACUUUGCUGCCUAAUCUUCCGACCAUGUACACAUUUGAUAAUCUGCGGCAGUUUUACAAAACAUGGGGCAGCGAUCUUACCGCGAAAGGCGUAGACAUUCGAACCGCCCACCAAGUUUGCGCCGUGUUGUGCAGAUCAAGAGAGGGAGUUAGACUCCGAAUCCGAAAUCUCCGCACCGAGGAGGUCACAGAUGAAGAAUUCGAUGAACUUGUUCUCUGCACACUAGCCGAUGACAGCCUGUCAAUCCUUGGGGAAACUGCAUCCUGGCGAGAACGAUUCGUCUUGAAGGGUGCGGCAUUCUACGACGACAUAACUGUAACCCACAGCGACAAGAGGUACUUCGAAAAGCAUUACGAAACCUCCUUUAAACCCCAUCUCUGUGCGGAUCCUACAAGUGAUAGUCAAGAACAACAAAUCUCCUUCGCCAAAGGUUCCGCUGCGCAACCAGAAGGCUUCCGCCCAAUGUACUUUACGUACACGUACAAACAGAAUCCUCGGCUCAUAGAAAUGUCGUUCAACUGCAGCAAUUAUCAACACCAGCUUGUAGCUGCAAAGAAUAAUGGCAGACAAGAGUUAGAACCUGUGUACCAGUCCAUUUUUCUCGAUAAACACCGAGACAAUCUGUGGACUAUUGGGGAAAUCGACGAGAACAAAAUCAUCAAACGCAAUUGGUGGCAUCAGUUGGGCCAUAGAUGGCAGCAUUACCUCCGCGUCGUUCCAGGCAUGAUGUUCCUCAAUGGUAAGAACAGCACCACAUUUGCUGGUUCGUGGACCCUUGUCAACAUGCACGAACUUGCUUGCGUGAGUGGGAUCGCAGCUGCAUAUCGCCUCGGUGCCGACUAUUCAAGAUUCGAUGAUUUCGCAACCGACUUUUUUGCAAAGUAUCUUUUCCUGUCUCAUGGACUACUAUUCUCACGCGAGGAGCGGAAACGGAAGCGGGCAUGUUGA
Messenger RNA from Ustilaginoidea virens, 1554 nucleotides. RefSeq lists its product as uncharacterized. The record is from RefSeq and is a predicted model, not a curated record. NCBI's taxonomy places the organism in Eukaryota, Fungi, Ascomycota, Sordariomycetes, Hypocreales, Clavicipitaceae. The transcript has 4 exons. The coding region runs from base 1 to 1554 and encodes 517 amino acids. Gene Ontology annotation, molecular function: oxidoreductase activity.